Molecule: messenger RNA, 1218 nt
Organism: Yamadazyma tenuis ATCC 10573
Lineage: Eukaryota; Fungi; Ascomycota; Pichiomycetes; Serinales; Debaryomycetaceae
Gene: PCT1
Product: choline-phosphate cytidylyltransferase
Biological process (GO): CDP-choline pathway
Cellular component (GO): nuclear envelope
Molecular function (GO): phosphatidylcholine binding; choline-phosphate cytidylyltransferase activity
Source: RefSeq, a predicted model, not a curated record
AUGGCCAGAAGUCCUGAAUUGCGCAAAACCCGCUCUCAGAGCCCGCUUACCAGAAGCAUUUCGGUAGAAUCGAUUGCACCUAAAUUGACGUCCUUUUUUGGCAAGCGAAAGAGACUUAGAGAUUGGGGGUCGGAAAGAGAGGACGUUUCUUCUCACGAUUCAGACUCAGAUGAUGAGUCACUGCCCGAUCCCAAAAAGAGGAAAGUGGAGCAGCAGAAAAUAGAUGAAGCAUUUCAGGCCAGAGAGAAGGAAUUGGAUGAAGAACUACCUCAAGAACUAAGAAAGUUCAGGCCCACUGGCUACAGGUUCAACUUGCCUCCUACAGACAGACCCAUCCGGGUCUAUGCCGAUGGGGUGUUUGACUUGUUUCAUUUGGGACACAUGCGGCAAUUGGAACAGGCCAAAAAGGCCUUCCCCAAUGCUCAGUUGGUGUGUGGAGUGCCCUCAGAUGUGGAAACUCACAAACGCAAGGGGUUGACGGUGUUGACCGAUACACAGAGAUGUGAUACCUUGAAACACUGUAAAUGGGUGGAUGAAGUGGUGCCCAAUGCACCUUGGUGCGUAACUCCCGAGUUUGUGAAGGAGCACCAUAUCGACUAUGUUGCUCACGAUGAUUUACCCUAUGCUUCUACCGACUCCGACGAUAUAUACAAGCCCAUCAAAGAAUUGGGGAUGUUUUUGGCCACACAACGUACAGAUGGGAUUUCGACUUCUGACAUCAUCACUAAGAUUAUCAAAGAUUAUGACAAGUACUUGAUGAGAAACUUCGCUAGAGGUGCCACUAGGAAAGAGUUGAAUGUGAGUUGGUUAAAGAAGAACGAAUUGGACUUUAAAAAACAUAUUAACGACUUCAGAACCUACUGGGUCAAGAAUACCGCCAAUAUUAACAAUGUCUCUAAAGACUUAUACUUUGAGGUCAGAGAGUAUAUCCGGGGAAGAAAGCAAGACUCUGACUCGGCCGCCGCUAGCGACUCAGAAUCAGAGAUGAGUUUCAGACAAUCGACUCCAAUGGCCGAGUUUGCCGCCAAGUACAUUGGAAAUGCCAACAAAGACUUGAACGGAAAGUCGAUAUUCGCCAAUGUCAAAGGAUGGAUGAGCCGUGAUCAUCACCAGGAAUCGGACUUUGAAAGCGACUCCACUUUGGUCACAACCCCAAAAAACUCUGUCAAAGGUAGGAAACUCAAGAAACCGGUUAGUAGAAAAAAAUUGACCAACUAA